Messenger RNA from Phacochoerus africanus (Common warthog), 2310 nucleotides. RefSeq names its product zinc finger DHHC-type palmitoyltransferase 14 (gene ZDHHC14). Gene Ontology annotation, biological process: peptidyl-L-cysteine S-palmitoylation; protein targeting to membrane. NCBI's taxonomy places the organism in Eukaryota, Metazoa, Chordata, Mammalia, Artiodactyla, Suidae. Gene Ontology annotation, cellular component: Golgi apparatus; endoplasmic reticulum. Gene Ontology annotation, molecular function: protein-cysteine S-palmitoyltransferase activity. The transcript has 9 exons. Bases 1 to 1467 code for a protein of 488 amino acids. The record is from RefSeq and is a predicted model, not a curated record.
AUGCCUCCCGGCGGCGGCGGGCCCAUGAAAGACUGCGAGUACAGUCAGAUCAGCACCCACAGCUCCUCCCCCAUGGAGUCGCCCCACAAGAAGAAGAAAAUCGCGGCCCGGAGGAAAUGGGAGGUUUUCCCGGGAAGAAACAAGUUCUUCUGCAACGGGAGGAUCAUGAUGGCCCGGCAGACGGGCGUCUUCUACCUGACUCUCAUCCUCAUCCUGGUCACCAGCGGACUCUUCUUCGCCUUCGACUGCCCGUAUCUAGCAGUGAAAAUCACCCCCGCCAUCCCCGUGGUUGGUGGCAUCCUAUUCUUCUUUGUGAUGGGGACCUUGCUGCGCACCAGUUUCAGUGACCCCGGAGUCCUUCCGCGAGCCACGCCUGAUGAAGCUGCCGACCUGGAAAGGCAAAUAGAUAUUGCAAAUGGCACCAGUUCAGGGGGGUACCGCCCACCUCCCAGAACCAAAGAAGUCAUCAUCAAUGGCCAGACUGUGAAACUUAAAUAUUGUUUCACCUGCAAGAUUUUCCGGCCCCCUCGUGCCUCUCAUUGUAGCCUUUGCGAUAACUGCGUAGAACGGUUUGAUCACCACUGUCCCUGGGUAGGCAACUGUGUGGGGAAAAGAAACUACAGAUUUUUUUAUAUGUUUAUUUUAUCUCUGUCUUUCCUGACAGUCUUUAUAUUUGCAUUCGUUAUCACCCACGUCACUCUUCGUUCACAGCAAGCGGGAUUCCUAAACGCCCUCAAGGACAGUCCUGCAAGCGUGCUGGAAGCUGUGGUCUGCUUCUUCUCCGUCUGGUCCAUCGUGGGGCUCUCGGGUUUCCACACGUACCUGAUCAGCUCCAACCAGACCACGAAUGAAGACAUUAAAGGAUCUUGGUCGAAUAAAAGAGGUAAAGAAAAUUACAACCCCUACAGCUAUGGAAAUAUCUUUACAAAUUGCUGUGUUGCCCUGUGUGGGCCCAUCUCUCCAAGCCUCAUUGACAGAAGAGGGUACAUCCAGCCUGACACACCGCAGCCGGCCGCGCCCUCCAACGGGAUGGCAGCGUACGGGGCCACACAGUCCCAGAGCGACAUGUGCGACCAAGACCAGUGCAUUCAGAGCACCAAAUUCGUUUUGCAGGCCGCAGCCACGCCCCUGCUGCAGAGCGAGCCCAGCCUCACCAGUGACGAGCUGCACCUGCCCGGGAAGCCGGGCCUGGGCACGCCCUGUGCCAGCCUGACACUGGGGCAGCCCACGCCGCCCUCCUCUAUGCCCAACCUCGCCGCCGAGGCCACGCUCACAGACAUACUGCCCCUGAAAGAGGAGCAUGUGGGUCACCAGUUCCUGACCCCGGAGGAAGCCCCCUCGCCACCUGGGAUGCUGGUGGGCAGCCCACUGGCCCACAGCCGCACCGUGCAUGUCCUGGGCCUGGCCAGCCAGGACUCUCUGCACGAGGACUCCGUGCGUGGCCUGGUGAAGCUCAGCUCCGUGUGACCCGGGCCGGCCUGGGGGCUGCAGAGAGCAGGAGCAGCGGACGGGGCCCCCACUGGGACUCCCGGGAUGUCUCCAGCUCCCGGGGCACAGAGACCACUGGGAGAGAAAUCGGAUGCCCCUCUGAUGGCAGAGGUGGGCAGGACCCGAAGGCUGACAACUUGGUUUCCUUUGAACUUCCUUCCCCACCCUGACGCUUUGGUAGCCAUGAAAAUAGAGACGUAGCUAUUUUCAGGUGUUUGGAGUAUGAAGGGUGGGCUGGCGGGGGGGGGAGCCUCCAGGGCCGUGGGCCGAGUCCAGGAGGAAACGAGGCUGCCUGGAGGUUCCCCUUGCCGCUCCAGGACAGACACCCGGAAGGCUUGUGACACUUGUGGCCGGACCGAGAUUGCACUUAAGUGUUAUGCUACUAAUAAUUGAAAUAGACAUGCCAUUCCAUUUGUAAUUUAAAAAAGAAAAAAAAAACCCUCCAAGGAAAAAAACGACCAGAUGUGGACUUGCAUGCCGCGCUACAGGCUGUUCACAGGGGUGAUGGUGUUAUAGCGGAACGGCUGCUUGCUUUCUUUCUUUUUUAAUUUUGUGAAUUCUCAAGUGCUGUUUUCCUGGAAGACAGUGCAGCAAACCAAGACUAAUGGACAGUGCCAUCCCUCGCCAGCUUCUUCAGCUUCAUUCUCCGUGGGUAGGUGGCGCCGGAGCUGCGGAGGGCUGCUGGGCUCAUCCUACCGCACGUCAGUUAACCUUCUGCUUAGUAGUUAACGAGGUGUCCUGUUGUACCACACCCGCCGCAGUCUUCACCUCCUUGUGUGACCACAUUCCUGUGGGCAGCCAAUAAAAUGACGUCCUCUGUUA